Molecule: messenger RNA, 1074 nt
Organism: Acanthosepion pharaonis
Lineage: Eukaryota; Metazoa; Mollusca; Cephalopoda; Sepiida; Sepiidae
Source: the annotation of a GenBank genome assembly
AUGUUGACUCAUUUCCUGAAGACUGACUCGAAAGUGAUUAACAGUGGACAAGGUUUUCACAGUCUGCUUCUGGCUACUGUUGACUGUGUGUGGUGUUCGGUUAUUGGUUGUACUUUAUCCGAAAAUUAUUUCCUGGAAAACGAGGGAUGCUUUCUGCUUCUGGAUCUUCUUGAGAUAUGUUCUCAAGACAUGCAACAGAAUGUCUUGGGUUGUCUUUUGGAUUUGUGCUGUGAGAAUCCACAAACAGUCAAACAUAUCCUGACGUGGAAAGGGUCUAAAGAAAAUGUGUCAGCCCCUCAUUUUUUUUGCAAAAUGUGGCGAGAAGAAGAACGGCAAAUGGGAGUUAGAAGGCAGCCAUCGGGAGCCAUUGCAGACCCAGAUUAUCCUUUGAUGGGUUGUCUCCAAAUGGAAUCAGGAUUUUAUCCGCAGUCAGCGUGUUGUGCAAGCCAGGCAAUUGUUGAUGUGGUGGAGAACAUGCGAGGAAAAAUUUAUUGUUUUUUUUGCAAACUGGGAUUUGAUGACCUUCCUGGACUCCAAAUGAUCGACCAUAUAACUUUAGUCAUUAUUGAGAAAUAUCUGACAUUCAAGUCAGGUGAAGUGUGGAUAGAAAUUGUGAAAGAAUUAGAAUUAGAAAAUGUGGAACCUCUCAAAGACGAUAAAGCUGUGUGUGAUGCUCUCCUGCAAAGAGUGAAAGAAUGCUGUCAGCUGAAUAUGCAGUUUCAAUUGAAACUGAUUGAAUCACAAAAAAAUAUGGAUGCUUUAGAUGAGCAGGAAUUAUACGCUGAGAUACGAGAGAAUAAUCGACAGAAAGAAAUGAACCAAAAUUCAUGGGCCGAAUUUGUGUCGAGAACUUCCAGUUAUAAUUUAUUGAAAGCUGCGAAACUCCGUCAGGAUUUAUCAAUUGAUCUUUCAAGAUUACAGAAAAUAUAUCGCAAUGAAAAAUUCUUCCACAAUAUAACCAUGCCAAAACUGGGAACAACAGUAUUCAGUGGUUUCCAUGUGCAGAUUGAAAAAAUCACUCCAUUGCAUAUGCAACACCAAAUAAAAGAGAAUGGCGAAGAGAAAGAACAAUAA